Molecule: messenger RNA, 2408 nt
Organism: Apis laboriosa (Himalayan honeybee)
Lineage: Eukaryota; Metazoa; Arthropoda; Insecta; Hymenoptera; Apidae
Product: caspase-1-like
Exons: 6
Coding region: 5-1030 (341 amino acids)
Biological process (GO): proteolysis
Molecular function (GO): cysteine-type endopeptidase activity
Source: RefSeq, a predicted model, not a curated record
CAUCAUGUUCAUAAUUCUGCUUUACCUGAUUACUCGUUCCACUAUUUAUUUUUCGAAUUACUUGUUUGAGAGAAUGUAUAAAAUCGACCAUAAUCAGCCAAGUUUGAACGAAUCGAAUGAACCCAAUAACGAGGCCUCUUCCGAAUCGACAAAUUUCGGCGAAAGUUCCGAUGUAAACGAUGUGACAGAUGCCGAGAUGUUGGGAACAUUAGAAUCAGGAACACCGGAAUCAGGAAUUGUAUCGAAUCAACACAAGCAUAGAAAAUUCGCUAAAUUCGUUACACCGAAAGAUUCUCCUGUCUACUUGAUGACGCAGAAAAAGCGCGGCAAAUGCAUUAUAUUCAAUCACGAGAAGUUCGAAAGAGAAUCACGUCGAGAAGGGACAAAUUACGACGAAAACGCAAUAAACGAAACCUUUUCUGCUCUUGGUUUCGAAGUGAAGAUCUAUAAGGAUUUGAAGGUCAACGAAAUUAUGGAUGUCAUUAUGAAUUUGCAAAAUGAAGAACACUAUGAUUGCGACUGCAUAUGUUUCUUUGUAUUAACUCAUGGCAAAAUCGGUGAUAAUAUAUCUGCGUACGACAUGACUUAUCCGGUUCAGAUGAUUUGGCAACCAUUCAAUUCGGAUAGUUGCAUAUCAUUGGCUGGUAAACCAAAACUAUUUUUCAUACAGGCUUGUAGAGGUGUAUCUAGCGAUUCAGGUAUUCAAGGUAGAUCCUGUGAUAUAGAUUCAGAUGAAAUGACCUAUAUACUUCCUACAACUGCAGACUUUUUAUACGCUUACAGCACCAUGGAAGGUUGUUAUUCGUUUCGUGAUACGAAUCAAGGUUCGUGGUAUAUUCAAACUUUGUGCAAAGUUAUUAACAAGCAUUGGAGGGAUUGCGACCUAUUGAAAAUGUUAACGAUAACAUUACGAAAAGUUGCUACGGAAUAUUCAUCUCAACAUUAUGAAUCGGAUAAAGAUAAGAAGAAGCAAAUGCCUACUUUCACUUCAACAUUGACUAGAGAUCUAUAUUUUAAUUCUGUGGAAUAAGUAACGAUCUGUUUCUAACAAAAUGAGAAUUUUAAAAAAAAUCCAUCACUAUUGUUCUAACCAUUAGAUGAGAAAAAGGAAAAACAAAAAAAAAUUAUAAGAUAAAAUUAAAAAUAUCUAUUAAUACUAUUUUGUACAAAUUAUGAUGAUGAUUCAUCGUAUCGUUAUAAUUAUUAACUAGGUUAGAAUAUUAUCAUUUAAUAUUUAAAGAAAACUGGUAAUUAAAAUUAUUACUGUAGAUCUUUUUGAAAAUAUUAAUUAAUUUACUUUAAUUACAAAUUGAUAAAUAGAUGCAAAAGACGAAUCAAUGAAAAAAAAGAAAAAAAAAAAAAAAGAUUAAUGAGAUUUGGGCAAGCAUUGGGGAAAAUAACCUUGAGCAAUUAAUAAGUAACUUUGAGUAGAUUUUAUUCGUGAUAAGCGUUCUUAUAGUGAUAAGCGAGAAAAUGUGCGUGAAUAACUUAAUUAUUUCGUCUAGAUUUACGAUUUUAACUAGCUAAUUUUCUUUUAUUAAGCCAUUAACUUUAUUAUAAAAGAGAAUUCAUUGUUUCCACGAAUGAAACUUGUCACAGGAAGUUUGCCCUACAAAUAAGUAAUACUUACUACUCUAUUCAAAAAAUUGAUGAAAUUACGUCAAAAUUACAGCAAAAUUCAAUUCUCUUCCAAAUAGAUGGUAUCUUCUUCGAAGUAAUCUUGUUUCGAACGUAUGUACUCGUCAAAUGGUAUUUUUAUUGCUCGAAGAAAUGUUGGAAAUCUUCUUGUGUGUAAACUUUAUUUAGGAUUCUCAUCAUUUUAUAGUUUCAAUGUCUUUCAGAUAUCAUUUAUAAAUAGUCAUUGAUUUUAUAACUUUACUUUCGUUACAUUUGUUUUCAGCUAUCACUUCAUUUUUUUUUUUUAAUCAAAUUUUUAUGAGAAAUUUCUCAUUAAUGAAUUGUCGUUUGGUGAUAAAAAAUAAUUAAAAAAAAGAAAAAAAUUCAAAAAUCGUGACAAGCGAAAGAAACAUAGGCAAACUAAUUUCUAAUUAAAAAAGUAAAUUGCAUUUCUCAGAAUAGAUAGACAGACAAUCAAGAUGACAAUAAAAUAAUUAUUCUUUUUGAAUAAAAUAAGUACAAUUCUAGACAUCAAUUUGAAAUAGUAGAUAAUAGUAUUUAUUGAAUAGUAUUGAUGGUGAAGGGCUUAAAUAAUAUGAUAUAGGCAGAUUACAAAUUAAAAAAUCGGCUAAUUGCAUCGACUGAUAUUUUAAUGUUACAAACCUGUUGCAUACUAUUGUACAAAAUUUUAAAUGGUAAACAAAAUCCUAUUUAAUUGUAUUACAUAAUCGCACAAUUUAUUCUCAAAAAGUCACUGAUAGAAAUGGAUACAAUUACAUUAGCUUAUAUUA